Lampris incognitus (smalleye Pacific opah) is the source of this 1995-nucleotide messenger RNA. It is a transcript of the gene sgpp2, whose product is annotated as sphingosine-1-phosphate phosphatase 2. NCBI's taxonomy places the organism in Eukaryota, Metazoa, Chordata, Actinopteri, Lampriformes, Lampridae. The coding region runs from base 42 to 1241 and encodes 399 amino acids. The transcript has 5 exons. Gene Ontology annotation, biological process: phospholipid dephosphorylation; sphingosine metabolic process. The record is from RefSeq and is a predicted model, not a curated record. Gene Ontology annotation, molecular function: sphingosine-1-phosphate phosphatase activity. Gene Ontology annotation, cellular component: endoplasmic reticulum membrane.
CGCGUUAACCCGUCGCUUACCUCGGUUUGGGUUGAUUUGACAUGUUAGAGAUUUUGUCCUAUCUACACGAUUCGGAGCUUGUGGCCCGGUUUCAGAGACGAUGUGGACUUGUCUUACUUACCGAGGCUGCGCAGAACGGAGAGGCGCGCGGUUUGACCCCUGGCGACAAAUCAAAUGGAGGGCUGAAGCAGAGACGUCAGGACAACAACUCCAACUACAAGUACAAGCGAAAUGGAUGCGCCGAGCGUGGAAGUCGUGGCAAGAGCUGUGGAAGGCAUCAAUAUGAGGUCAGGAACUGGCUGCUGUACUUCCUCUUCCUGCUCUCAGCUGGCCUCGGUCAUGAAGUUUUCUACAUCACCUGUUUGCCCUGCGUCCACUGGAACCUGGACCCCUUCCUCUGCAGACGCCUCGUCAACAUGUGGACUCUGGUGAUGUAUGUAGGCCAGGUGAUGAAGGAUCUGCUCAAGCUGCCUCGUCCUCUGUCGCCCCCGGUGGUGAAGCUGGAGACACGUGUUGAUGUGGAGUACGGCCUUCCCUCCACCCAUGCCAUGGCCGCUGUUGCCAUCUCUUUCUCCCUCCUGCUCAGUGCCACCUCCAGGCUGCAGUUCCAGUUUGAGGUGGGUCUCCUGAUUGCGGUGUUGCUUUCUUCUCUGGUGUGCCUGAGUCGUCUAUAUACGGGCAUGCACUCAGUUCUGGAUGUGAUAUGUGGUGUUUUGAUCUCGGCUGUCCUGAUAGUCCUCACCUACCCGUAUUGGGAGACAUUUGACUCCUUUCAGCUCACCAGUCCCAUGUCCCCUGUUGUGGGAUUGGUACUGCCCCUUUUCCUGAGUUACACAUACCCCAGGCUGGACCACUACAGCACCACACGGGGGGAUACCACCACCAUUCUAGGAGUGGGGGCCGGAUGCUCCGUUGGAUACUGGGUCAGUGAGCAGCUCGGGCAGACUUUGGAGCCACAAGGGGAGCUACCUGUACCCAUACCUGCACUAACCGCUGAAGCAGUGGUGAUGGGCACGGCCCGUUCCCUGGUGGGGGUGGUGCUAUUAGUGGGAACUCGACAGAUAGCGAAGAUGGUGAGUUUGGGGGUGUUAUAUUCUCUGUACAAAAUACCACAAUGCGACAAAAGUGCUAAGGGAAGGAGAGAGAUUGAAGUGCCCUACAAGUUUUUCACCUACACAUCUGUUGGCCUUGUCCAUUCUAUACUGGUCAAUAGAGUCUUGACUCUUUUGGGGCUGCUAUGAACUAAAUCUUUGAUUGUAUGUUCAAUCUGCUUAAGUACUGUCUUUUUUAAAUGUGCAAUGCCACAAAUGUACCUCAUAUUUAUCUCCAUUUUACAUGUAAGACUAUUUUAACAUCCCUAUCAAUGAUGCUUUUCAGUGAGGAUGGAUUCAUAUUUGUACAAAGUAUGACUGACUUAUGAGCUGAAAACAAAUCACUUUCGUGCGCCAUCUCAAAAAGCCGUGCAUGUAAUAUUUUCUUACAACAUAACUUGGUUAUGUGCGGUACGCAGUUGUCCAAAUUGAAACCAUAUCAAUACAAAUUUUCUGAUAAUCAUGACGGCACCUAUGCCAAACAUGUCCAAAAUUUACCAUUGCUCCACCACACCUUGAACCAGGCAUGCUCAGACCCGCCAAUAAAACCAGACUAAAACCAGUUCAACUGAAAAAGUUUUCAACUUGAUGUCAUGAGAACACCUUCUGUAUUUAGCAUAAAUCGGUUAUUCUCACUGGAAUCGAAUGGUCUACCUGUUGAAUUUACUGUUGCUUUCGCUCAGGGCCAGCAGUGCAGGACGUAGGCCUUCGGCUUUAGCAACAGUAAAAUUCAGAGGAAUGCUGGGGAAACCAGUCGGACUUCAUUUCUUUCAUGCACAAAGCUACCAGUAGCAACUUCACUAUGUAUAGACAAUACUGCUUGUAUCUUCUGACAAUUUAUGGGGGUGACUCAUUUUUUUAAACUAUGCAUUUGACGCAUGCAAAAAAAUAAAUACAAAGGUAC